This is a messenger RNA of Physella acuta, 690 nucleotides long. RefSeq lists its product as uncharacterized. The record is from RefSeq and is a predicted model, not a curated record. NCBI's taxonomy places the organism in Eukaryota, Metazoa, Mollusca, Gastropoda, Physidae.
GACCAGCCCCUCUCUGUCUUCCAACAAGAUGUGAAUGUGAUGGCUCACCGAGCGGACGUUCUCAGAGUUCUGAUUCUGUUCAAAUAUGGCGGCACUUACAACGAUAAUGACGUCAUUUGGGUCAAGCCACUUUCUGAGAGCCAGAGAAGGUACCCAACGGUCUUGUGCUACGAGUGGGUGGAUGUUCCCCCCUGGCCUCGAGCAAUCAGCAACGGUUUGUUGGUGGCAAGAGCUGGAGCUCCAUUCCUGUUGAAAGUUCUAGAGUCUUUCUGGUACUACCGUGACGACAAGUGGGCCUUGAACUCAGUGAUGAUGUACUACAAGCUGUAUGAGAGGAACCCGGAAAUGGCCUACAUUGACCCAAAGCUACAGGUCAUUUGCUACCACAAAAUCUGCCACCCAACCUGGCACGACAACUACCGCAGGAGCUACCAGGAUCGUAGACCUACAACCAGAUUUAACAUUGAAGAAACAAACGCUUUCCAUUUCAUUCACAUGAACGCUCCACCAAUUUUCACAUCGUUUUCUGCCAUAAAGAACAAAACCAGCGUUGACGCUUUGUUGUUAAGGAGAUUAAUGGACGCUAUACAGAAGGCGGGGAGAUCUCAUUUGUUGGAGGAUAAAAACUAGAUUAACCUAUAAGAAAAAUUGCUGAGUUUUAAUUCAAGGGUUUCCUUGUUUUAUUUUAAG